Messenger RNA from Aphis gossypii (cotton aphid), 1524 nucleotides. It is a transcript of the gene cyp33, whose product is annotated as peptidyl-prolyl cis-trans isomerase E. Gene Ontology annotation, biological process: protein folding; protein peptidyl-prolyl isomerization. Gene Ontology annotation, cellular component: intracellular membrane-bounded organelle. Lineage: Eukaryota; Metazoa; Arthropoda; Insecta; Hemiptera; Aphididae. Bases 381 to 1415 code for a protein of 344 amino acids. Gene Ontology annotation, molecular function: peptidyl-prolyl cis-trans isomerase activity; RNA binding. The transcript has 2 exons. The record is from RefSeq and is a predicted model, not a curated record.
AAAUAUCCAAAUUCUAAAUAUGAAAAUGAAAGUUAGAACCUCAACUAACUGAAAUACUGAAUGAUCUUCAGUCUUUAAAGUCCUCUAGAUAAAUAUGUGUCUCAAGAAAAUGUAAAAUUUAAUUUCUUGAUAUUAUAGAAUGAUUUUCAUAAUAUGCAUUGUCCUAUCAAACAAUUUUUAAUCGUUAAACUCUUACGUUUGCUUAAAAUGCAAUAAAUAUUUGAUUUAAAAUUUAAAAAGACAAAAUAAAUAUGGAAAUAGCCAUCGGUAAAGUUUAUUGAGUUUUUUUCAACAACCAAAUUUUGAUUUGUUUUUUAAUUUAUUUUAAAAAUAAACAUAUAAUAACCUAACCUAAUAAUUUGUAUUUUGUUUAUUUCUUGAUGAAUGAUAAAGAUACUGAUUACCGGCAAAGUAUCUUACUAGUUACUAUCUUCAAUCUUGAAAGUUUCGAUUGUUGUCGGUUAAGUCGUAGGUACACAAUUUUUAAACGUUUAAUAAUUUUUAUAAAUACUGACAAUAUGAACGACGCUGAUACUUAUAAAUCGUAUUUGAAGCGUACGGUUUAUGUAGGUGGAUUAGCUGAAGAAGUUGAUGAUAAAGUAUUGAGAUCUGCAUUCAUUCCCUUUGGUGAUAUAGUCGAUGUUCAGAUGCCAUUAGACUAUGAAUCAGAGAAACAUCGAGGCUUUGCAUUUGUUGAAUUUGAACAACCUGAAGAUGCGUUGGAUUCUAUUGACAACAUGAAUGAAGCAGAGAUAUUUGGCCGCACCAUUCGAGUUAAUUUAGCAAAACCUCAAAAGAUCAACAGAGGCUCAACCAGACCUGUAUGGUCGGAAGAUGAUUGGCUUGUACAGUAUGCUGGUAAGACUUUAGAACCCAAAGAUGAUAAAAAGAUUGAAGAGGAUAAAAGCAAAGACGAAGCAAAAAAUCCACAAGUUUAUCUUGAUAUUAAAAUUGGUAAAAAAGACGCUGGUCGAAUUAUCAUCAUGCUACGAGCUGAUAUUGUGCCACGUACAGCAGAAAAUUUCCGUUGUUUAUGUACCCAUGAAAAGGGUUUUGGGUAUCAAAACACUACAUUUCAUAGAAUUAUUCCAAAUUUUAUGUGUCAAGGCGGUGACAUUACUAAUAACAAUGGUACUGGUGGACUGUCAAUUUAUGGAAAAAAGUUUGACGAUGAAAAUUUUGAACUAAAACACACUGGCCCGGGAGUUUUAUCUAUGGCUAAUUCUGGGCCAAAUACAAAUAGUUCACAAUUUUUUAUUUGUACAGCUCGAACGGAAUGGUUAGAUAAUAAACAUGUUGUGUUUGGCCAUGUGUUAAGUGGAAUUGAUGUUAUGAAGAAAAUAGAGAAAUGUGGAACAAAGGCCGGUCUGCCAACUGAAAAAGUAAUAAUUGGUUCUUGUGGACAGUUAGCUUAAUAAAUUUUAUAUUUGAAUUACUUUAUUUUUAUAUUUUAUUGAUUAAUGUAUUUUAUAUUUCAACAUGUACUAAUUAGGUUUAUAAAUUAAAUGUAUAAUAUUAUGAAAA